CGCCGCCGCCGCCGCUGCUGACCCGGGGCCGCGCCGGGGCCGGGGCGCCAGCCAUGGGGAACACCGCCUCGUGCUGCGUGUCGUCCAGCCCCAAGCUCCGCAGGAAUGCCCACUCGCGGCUGGAGUCCUGCCGGCCCGACGCCGACCUGAGCCGCGAGGACACGGGCUGCAACCUGCAGCACAUCAGCGACCGGGAGAACAUCGACGAUUUGAACAUGGAAUUCAAUCCCUCAGACCAUCCUCGGGCCAGCACGAUAUUCCUCAGUAAAUCUCAAACAGACGUGAGAGAAAAGCGCAAGAGUCUCUUCAUUAACCAUCAUCCUCCAGGACAAAUAGCGAGGAAAUACAGCUCCUGCUCGACUAUUUUCCUAGAUGAUAGCACAGUCAGUCAACCAAACCUCAAGUAUACAAUUAAAUGUGUAGCUCUCGCAAUAUAUUACCACAUCAAAAACAGGGACCCAGAUGGAAGGAUGCUCUUGGAUAUUUUCGAUGAAAACCUUCACCCUCUUUCGAAAUCUGAAGUGCCACCAGAUUAUGACAAACACAACCCAGAGCAGAAGCAGAUUUACCGGUUUGUUCGGACACUGUUCAGUGCUGCUCAGCUGACUGCAGAAUGUGCCAUCGUCACCCUGGUGUACCUCGAACGGCUUCUCACAUACGCAGAGAUUGACAUCUGUCCAGCCAACUGGAAGCGGAUUGUUCUGGGGGCCAUCCUGCUGGCCUCCAAGGUGUGGGACGACCAGGCGGUGUGGAACGUGGACUACUGCCAGAUCCUGAAGGACAUCACGGUGGAGGAUAUGAACGAGCUAGAGCGACAGUUCCUUGAAUUGCUCCAGUUCAACAUCAACGUUCCUUCCAGUGUUUAUGCCAAGUAUUAUUUUGAUCUUCGUUCUCUGGCGGAAGCCAACAACCUGAGCUUCCCCUUGGAGCCCCUGAGCAGGGAGAGGGCCCACAAGCUGGAGGCCAUCUCCCGCCUCUGCGAGGACAAGUACAAGGACCUGAGAAGACCCACGAGGAAGCGGUCAGCAAGUGCUGACAAUCUGACUCUGCCCCGGUGGUCCCCGGCCAUCAUCUCCUAACUGUGGGCGUCCCUGCCGGAGGCCGUGCCAUCCCUCAGUUUCUCCUUUAGUUCGAGAAAAGACAGACGUGGGGUGGUUUUGUUUUUGUUUCCCCUCUCCUUUUCUUUUUAAUUCAUAGCUCUGCCAGGCUGCCUUGAUGAGCGCCUCCAGGCUGCGCGCACGCGCAGCAGGGCUCCGAGGACACGGAGUCGGUGCCAUGGGAUCCCGUCCACGCCUUCCCAGCCCCGGGUCAGCGCUUCCUUCGUGGAGGAAAAAGACUCUAACCCUGGAGGAGGCAGGGAAGGGACGGGAAGUCACAUAGAGGCAGGGAGAGCGGCUUGGCCUGCUCCCUAUGUCCCCGUCGGUCAGUAGCCGAACCACCCUGAUAGGAGAGCCCGGCCUAGGUGACAAAGUUGGAUGCGCAUUAAAGGCGCGCGCCGCGUUCACCACCCCACCCGGAUCAGUAUGUCCCGUUAAGACUUCUUGCAUUCCUUCUUGCUGCUUCUCGGGGAUCUGGGGGGGAUUUUUGUUUGUUUUAUUCUGUUUUGGUUUUGGUCCCACAGAGCAGAGAAUAUAGUUUGUACCCACCAUGGCACAGACAUCCAAAUAAAUAGCACUGGCUGUUUCUCUGCACCA
Budorcas taxicolor (takin) is the source of this 1694-nucleotide messenger RNA. It is a transcript of the gene CCNY, whose product is annotated as cyclin Y. The transcript has 10 exons. Gene Ontology annotation, molecular function: protein kinase binding; cyclin-dependent protein serine/threonine kinase activator activity. Gene Ontology annotation, cellular component: plasma membrane; cytoplasmic cyclin-dependent protein kinase holoenzyme complex. The record is from RefSeq and is a predicted model, not a curated record. Gene Ontology annotation, biological process: regulation of cyclin-dependent protein serine/threonine kinase activity; regulation of canonical Wnt signaling pathway. The coding region runs from base 54 to 1079 and encodes 341 amino acids. Lineage: Eukaryota; Metazoa; Chordata; Mammalia; Artiodactyla; Bovidae.